This is a messenger RNA of Drosophila virilis, 1457 nucleotides long. The record is from RefSeq and is a predicted model, not a curated record. NCBI's taxonomy places the organism in Eukaryota, Metazoa, Arthropoda, Insecta, Diptera, Drosophilidae.
GCAGAUAUUACGGACAUUGGAGACAUUGACAUUCACUUUGUUUUCACUUUUACGUGCGCGCUAACCUCCUCCUCAGACCAUGGGCUACUGGCUGGAGCUAAGAGCCUGGCUCCUGCGCGAUCCUGCCAAACUCAUACGCUAUCUCGUGCUCUUCGUCUGCAGCAUAAUCGUUAUAGUGCAGCUCUACGAGUGCUUCUCCAAGCUGUCCGAUCCGCCUAUAUCCACGCACUCGUAUUAUAAUGUUAAUCACACCAUAGAAAUGCCUGCGAUUACGCUUUGUCGCGAACCGCCCUAUCGAGAGGAUGUCUUAACAAAUAUAUCGCGUGGCUAUUGUCCACAUCCCAAGUAUGCGACCUGUUGGAUGGAUUAUCCUUUUGGUGAAGUUCCCUUUGAAGAGUUCUUUGCCAAUGGCACUUUUGAACAGGACGAGACAUUCUACCUAUAUGGAUUGAAUGGCGAUAAGAAUAAUGUUGUCAUCGACAGCAGCAUACACUUUUAUAUGGGUCGCUGUUACACUCUGCGUCCAGUCACGGCCAUGAAACGGGUAUCCAGGGCAGCGGGCUAUUCCCUAAUGCUAGAGCAUAAUGCCAACAAAAUGGCCAGCGAUGUGGAUCUAACGGCUGGCGCGGGCUGGCACGUGUUCAUACACGACAAGCGCGAGAACUUUACGGAGAUCAACAUGAAAGGCUCGGGCCGCGUGGAGUAUGUCUUUGUGAACAUCAAUGAGGAGAUUGAAAUUAAGCUGCAGAGCCAGGUAUUUUCAAAUGUGGAAACGCACACCGAAACCUGCUCCAGAGCGGACGGAUACAGUGAUCUAAAGUGCGGCGAAAUAUGCAUCUGGCAAGAUCUGGGCGAUGAGGUGGACUGCUCGGGUCCCUGGAUGCAUGAGAUUAAUCACGAGCCCUGCAAUAAUACGAAAUCUAUGCGCAAUCUCAUCGAAAACUACAGAGCGGUGUACGAAAGCAGCGAUGAUUACGAGUGCGACUGCCUGGAGCCAUGCGAGUCGCGCAUCUAUACGACCUACAUACAGAGCCGGAAAACCUUCUAUCAGCCCGAGCCGCGCACUUUGCUCUAUAUAUACUACACGACCAAGCUGAUAUCGAUGAUUGAAGAGCGUCCCAGCUAUGAUACAACCCAGUUUAUAGCCGAUGUCGGUGGCUCUCUGGGUUUUCUGCUUGGCCUCUCAGUGCUUGGCAUCAUCGGCAUCUUGGAGCAUGUAAAUAUAUUCCGGGAUUUGUACAAUGCGGUUGUCAAUUUCAAAUUCUCCUUUCAGCUAACAUUAUUCUUCUGCGGCGACUGCAUAAAGCGCCUCCAACUGAAGAACGAGCAGCGCAAUCGCUCCGACAGCCCCGAGGAUGGGCAAUCGCAGGCCAGCGUCGAGACGCUGGACAUCAAUGACGUCUUCACAGUGGAGAAAGCGCAAUUGGGCAAAUAUUGAAUGUGCUGUGAAUGUGUGU